Molecule: messenger RNA, 5315 nt
Organism: Uloborus diversus
Lineage: Eukaryota; Metazoa; Arthropoda; Arachnida; Araneae; Uloboridae
Product: G1/S-specific cyclin-D2-like
Exons: 5
Coding region: 518-1426 (302 amino acids)
Biological process (GO): mitotic cell cycle phase transition; positive regulation of G1/S transition of mitotic cell cycle; regulation of cyclin-dependent protein serine/threonine kinase activity
Cellular component (GO): cyclin-dependent protein kinase holoenzyme complex; cytoplasm; nucleus
Molecular function (GO): cyclin-dependent protein serine/threonine kinase regulator activity
Source: RefSeq, a predicted model, not a curated record
AGUUUUGGAGAUUAGGUACGUGUUGUGCAACUGUGACAUGUCAAAAUCUUCAGCCAAUCGCGCCAAUUCUUUGUUCGGAGAGAACUCUCGUCAUCAUUCGAAAACACGAGUUUUGGGAACUUUGGCGAAAAUACCAAUAACGGCAACCUUUCCCUUCUUUUGCUGCUUUCCAGUGGUCGAAGCUGAAAAAGACUCAUCACUCUUCUUUCGUACACAUAACUAGCGGUUGCUGCAGGCCGCACAUAUCGCUGGCGACCGCUGCUGGUAGAUGUACUGCUGGUUAGUUCAUCUGCAAAAAAAUUCGAAUAGAAUACACUAAUUUUUUUAAAAAGAUUCCCAAUUUUACCAUCACAAUUUUUUCAAAUACGCUUAUCAAUUGUUGUUGGAAGAGUGGUGCGCACUUGUUGAAAAUGUCAUUUUGUAAUUAUGAUAUAGUGUUUUGCUGAAUAUCUUCGUAUCUCGAUUGAAAUUUUGUUAGUUCCGAAAUCUAAAAUGUGCCAUUAGUUUCGAAAUAAGCAUGGAUCUUUUGUGUUGUGAAUCCCAAAAUCUUACUAGAGCUUAUGAAGACCCUGUGUUAUUAGAAGACUCGAGAGUGUUUGAAAAUUUAUUAGUUCUUGAAGAACGGUAUAUGCUAUCUUCAUGUUAUUUCAAAUGUUUACAGACUGAUUUAAAACCUUUUAUGCGAACUGUUGUAGCAGAAUGGAUGCAAGAGGUUUGUGAAGAAGAACGGUGUCAAGAUGAAGUGUUUCCAUUAGCAGUAAAUUGUUUGGACAGGUUUUUGUCUUUAGUUAGGGUAGAUAAAAGUCAUUUGCAACUUCUAGGGACUGUUUGCCUUUUUUUAGCAUCAAAAUUACGUCAAAGCAAACCUCUCACAGCGGAAAGGCUAUGUCUGUAUACAGACCAUUCCAUAACAGUUUCACAAAUAAUCAGCUGGGAACUAUUAGUCCUAAACACACUAAAAUGGGACCUGUCUGCCAUCACACCUUUCGACUUCGUAGACCACAUUCUGAGGAGGUUGCCAAUCGUCCGAGGGGUUGAUCUCGUCAAGAGGCAUACGCACACGUUCAUAGGACUUUGCACGACAGAUGUUAAAUUUGCUAUGUAUCCCCCUUCCAUGAUUGCUGCUGCAAGCAUUGGCGCCGCCAUCCAUGGCCUGAAUGCCAGAUUAGAAAAGGAAUGGUCUUCUCCCAAAGAAGUACUUUCAAGGCUACAUGAUAUUACAGGCAUUGAAGUGGAUUGUCUUAGAGCUUGCUGGGAACAAAUUGAAGAAAGCCUAAUGAACCGCAUUACUUCUGCAAGGUCUAUGGCCCCAUGUGUAACUAUACCUUUAGGGGUAACGAGUCACAAACUUGCCGAACAUCAUGAAGAACCUCAGGACAUAGUACAAGCAGAAACUCCAACUGACGUUCAGGACGUGCGAUUUUGAUGCAGUAUUUUUCUGUGCUUUGAAAAGACCUUGUGCUGAAAUGGUGAUAGGCGGAUGGACAUGUCACUUUGCUAGUCAUAGAAACCAGACUGUUAGAUGGAUAAGUCAUUGAAUGUAGAAGAAAGUGCUGAUUAUGCCAUUCGAUCACAGGCUGUGUGAAACCUUUUGGUUGUAAUAAUGGUUUGGAAAGAUGACUUUUUUAAAAUAUUAAUGGCAUUUUAUCUGCAAAAACAAAUGUUCCAAAAAAUCUCAACCAUACGUGAUAAAAAAAAUCUCAACCAAAAAGUAUUUUGUUAAAUUUUUUUCAGGCACUCAUGUUUUCCCCGAAUACACUUCAUUUUCUAUAAAAAUUUUUAUUUCUCAGUAAGAUUUGUUCUGGAAAAAUUCAUAAAACUAAAUCCUAAGUAUCAGCAUGAGUCACUCAGUAGUAAUAAAUUUUUUCCCCCCAAGUCAAAUUCCUUCAAGCAUGUUUUAAAAUGAAAAGGCUUUUUCCAGUAGUAAGUUGCUUGGAAUUUUUUUAGACCAGGGGCUAAACAUUGAGCUUUAAACUAAAAAGUUCAAGAGAAUUUUUUGUUUUGCAUAUAAAUUAACCCAAUGGAAUCGGAUUUAAAUGCUUAGCAUAUACCUGUGACCAAUCAUCGAAAUCAAUGGUGCGUACAAAACUUGUCAUAUGAUUUCAAUGGGUUAAUGAAACCUUAAUUUUCAUGGUUAAUGCAAUUUGGAUUACUUUCUUUUAAAAGUCAAAUCAGCAACAUGGCUUUAAUUUAGUCAGUGGUUUGUUCACGAGGAUUAUAGUUUCUGUUCAUUCCAUCGCAAUUUUUGAAAUGUUCUGUAUUUAGUGGACCAAAUGAGUGUUUAGUUAUGAAAUGUAAAUAUUAUAAAGAAAGGUAUGAAUGACAACCGACGUAAAAAAAAAAAAAAAUACUGCACAAGCAGUUGAUUUUGAUAAAUUAUGUACAUAAACUAAAGCAUUCACUAAUGCAAUUAUUUUCUACCUUGCUGUUUUUUUAUAAGCUACUAUACAAGUUAUUCUUUCAUUUGUUAGCAUAUUGUUGAAUACCAACCCUUUGCACUGGAAACAAGUUGAGCAUAUGUAAUGUAGUUUGGUACUUGAUGCUUGCUAAGUUGUUGAGCGACCUUAAAGAUGUUCCCAAGUGCAAAGUGUUAAUAUUGUCGGGUAAAUGGCAUUCAAAUUUUAAGGCAUUUUACAGAUUUAGGGCAUUUUAUAUACAUGUAUUCAAUUUACAUCUACUGUAUGCAUUUCAAAAGAGUGGAAUGCAUUCAUAUUUUUUUUAUUAGUAGCAUUUUACUGCUCUAUAUAAAUAAAAAAGUUGAUUGCAUUUAGUUUUUCUGAAACUAUACAUAUCUUAUUUGUGAAGGAGAGUUUUCUCUAUACAAGAAAAGUCUUGAUUUUAGGACAUUUACUGUUAGUACCAUAUUAAUUGAUAAUUUUGAAUAAUGUACCUUUGAAGGCUGUUCCGGAUCUUCAACUUUGUCUGAGCCGAGUCAAAAUUUUGAAAUGGCAGCCCUUAUUUCCACCACCUUCCCUUAAGUUUUAAAAAAAUAAACGAGAAAUAGGGGAAAUUGCCGCUUACACAAGUUGAGGACCAGGGCAAAGACCCCUGGUAUCAGCACAGUUUGAAGGUUAUUGUUCUUCAAACUUUCUUUUUUAAUAUAUAUGUCAUUCUUGUACAAAAAAUGUUAAACAUAACGUUUAUACACUUUUAAAAAAACUUUGAAAUUAGAAAAGCACUAUUGAACAAUUUAUAAUGAUAUAUAACUUAUAAUACAGGGUUGCUGUUGACAUGCUGUACUGCACCAAAACCCUAAAUUCAAAAUAGGAUGCAAAAAUUGCAUCCCGCAAGACCAUUUUUUCUUGUGAGGACCCAUUUUUACUAAGAUGGCAGUAUCCAUGGAAAUUAAGUUUAAUAAGAGCAUCCCACUUUUAAAAAAAUUUGUAAGUGCCUUAACCAAUGGACCAAUGCCAAUAUUUUUAACUUGUGAAAAUUUAGUAUUAAUGUGAAGUUGAAUAUUUAACCCUAUUCAAGAAAUGAACUGAUCAAUUUGUGUCUUUCAUAUUACUUGAAAUAUUGCAUAAACUUGCAAAGUUUGUUUCCUUUUUUUCUUCAGAUCAAUUAGGACCACUUUAAUUUUCUUCCAAUUGCAACUAGCUCAAAAAUAUUAAAUAGUAUGAUUGGGAAUAGAGGUGAAUACUUUGAAAAUGAUUGAAUUUGGGGCUUUUUAUAAUCAUUGUAUGGGUAGAAAAAAGAGAAGCAAAUACUAAGUUCGGCACCUAGAAUCUGUUGAAAUACAUGCACAUUCUACCAAAUGAUCUUGACGUAGGUUACACAAUUAAUCGUUGAUGCUUGAAUAGGGUUGAUUACAGAGUCUUUUCUAGUCUAAGAUGCAGAUAAUGGAGUUAAGGAAAAAUACAUAUUUUUAAAGAAUUAUUAUUCUUUUGUUUUUACAACCUUUAUACAGAACACUGUACACUUCAAAUAAAAUUUCUUUGCUUAAUAUAAGUAAACAUGUUAAGUUUCAAUUUAAUUUAGUGAGAAUGAUUUAAAUACACUGUCAUUCAAGAAUCUCAAAUGUAUUUCAUCACUUAGAAAAGUAAAAACUCAAUUUAAUUUUAAUAUUAAUUAUAGACAUAUUAAUUGAUAACUAAAUUUUAUUGAUAUGCAAAAAAAUUCCCAAGAAGUUCCACUACCUUAUUUCCCUUCCUGUAAGCUGAAGUUUUGUCUAGGGUUGUAAAAUUGUCAAAUAUAUCAGGGAUUUUAAAAACAUCUGCAAGUUUUUCCAGUUCCUACCUCGAUUUGUAUCAUAUUAUCUGCUUUCAUUGUGUUGUGAUCAGUGUAAAUUUGAGAUAUUCCUAAAAUUUGCAGGUUUUAAACUUAAAAUAACUUAAAAUCAGUAAUUGGAAUCAAUACAUGCAUUCAAAUUAAACAGAGUAAAUUUUUCAGAUAAAAAGAAGCUGUAGUUAAGUAGAUUUUCACUUUUUGCUUGCGUUAACGAUAGAUAAGACAAUAUAAUGGAUAAUAUUGCAAUGUAUGAUCUACCGCUUUUAGUAUUUUACCCAUUUUAGUUGCUGGAUAUAUCCACACUUGCUUAACUAAAGAGCGGUCGACUACAUACCACUACAUUAUCAAUUCAAGUUUAGUUUCAUGUUAGCUUCAAGGGCAAAUUUUCCUCCCAUUUGGGAAAAUAUCUCAAAGAUAUUUUAUUUGUUGCAACUGAUGUUAUAUUCUUACCCUGUUAAACACUUAACAGUUGAUUGAUUGUUAUGAGUUGCACUGUUAAAACUGUUAAUGUUUGCCAGAACUUGUUCUGUAAUUCACUGUUAAUGUAUUCACUAAGAUGUUGUCUGUUAAGUUGUUCCAAUCGAAUCUGCUAAAAUUAGUUGUAAAUAUUUGUAUAUGUUUUUUCUACCUCUUAACAAUAAAAUGAUUAGUGAUAUUGAACAAAUCUUGAAUUUAAAGAACUUUUGCCAGGUUUAUUCUUGCAAUUGGAUUUUUAUUCCUCUGAUUUUGUAAUGUAAUAGUGUUUGAAAAAAAAAAUGUUCAAAUCAAAUAGUGGCAAUAAUAACUCGCAGAAUUUGAUAAAAUGCAAUUUUUUUUCCUUACUAAGACUUGUUCCUUUCUUGAAGAGUUAAAAAUAAAAAAAUUAUCGUUUUUUUUGUAAAGUUUUUGACAUUUGUACAGGGUUCAUGAAUGCAUAAGAAUAUUGUUAAAAUUAUUUCAUCAUACGUAAAAACUAAUGGCAAUAUUGUUGGGAUUUUCAGUGUAUGCUGUAUUUGCUGUGUAUCAUAGCUCUUGUGACAUCAGUCAGAUAGCUAUUAUCUGAAACAAUUGAUCAAGGAUGAAGUGCAAAUAAAAAGAUUUCAAAUUUU